AGGUUGUCUCGGAAGAGGAGGACGAAUUUGCAAGUGCUUCAGAAGGCGAAGAUGCACCACCUCUUCCUGUUCAAAUCGACGACAAGUCACAAAAGACGGCAACUGGAAAAGGUGCUGUCACAUUGGAUAGUCGAGAACAAGAAAAGGAAUCAACAUUCGACAAGAAUGUUGAACAGCCUUUAACAGCGUCAACUCCAAAUGCGCAUACAACGUCAGCGGGCCAGCAAGAAACCUCGGGUUGGAGCUCUUGGGGGUCCUGGUUAUCUUCUGCGGUUAGUACUGCCACUGAGGCUAUCGUCAUGGGGGAUGUAGACAGUUUAUACAAUCAAGCGAACACGAUAACUACGACUAUUCGACAUGUUGCCGCUGAACAAGUUGAUAGAGUUUAUGAAACACUCGAUCCCGACUUUACAAACGACAACACGAUUCGCGAAUCAGCAUCUAAUGGUCAACCGAGUAUCUCAUCAGAAAAUCAUGGUUCCAAAGAUAAGGUUAAUCAAGAGGUCGAAGGACAGACUGGCGAUGCUAUCAGGGAUACCGCCGAAGUUCUUCUUUCGACGAUUGAUAAGACUUUUGACUUUGCAUCAAAUGUUCUGGGAAAUGCCGUUUUGGGUGGAUAUAACAAACUCUCAACAGAAUCAGCAAAGCUUCAAGAACAGAUUCAAGUGGGCAGACUUUCUGAACAGCUUCAAGCAACCAGGCUUAUUGAGCCUAUUGGGAAUCUUGCAGAGAGG
Molecule: messenger RNA, 734 nt
Organism: Paraglomus occultum
Lineage: Eukaryota; Fungi; Glomeromycota; Glomeromycetes; Paraglomerales; Paraglomeraceae
Source: the annotation of a GenBank genome assembly